AUGAAGACUGGACUUGAUGAAAUAACCAAGGUACCAAAAGAAAAGAACAAACGGGAUGUAGCGGAUAAGCUAGCAAUACACAAAAAUACCAAAGCCAAGAAGAUGUCUAUCUGUUGUGUAGGUCCAGAUAAGUACAAUCGAAUCUCGUGGCAUGAUGCCAAAGGAAUAUGGGGAACUCUGCAAACUGCUCAUCCAGGAACAACCCAGGUAAAUAAGUCCAAAAUUGAUAAUCUAAAGGGACAAUAUGAGUUAUUUAGAAUGGUGGAAGGUGAAACAAUACAAGACAUGCAUACAAAGUUCACCACAACCAUCAAUGAAAUGUACUCUUUAAGAGAAAUAAUUCCUAAUGGAAAGGCAAUAAGAAAUCUCUUAAGUGUCCUUCCAAAGACAUGGGAAAGCAAAGUAGAGGCUAUCACUGAAGGAUGUGACUCAGAUUUUCUAGUGAUGGAUCAACUCAUCGAAAAUCUCAUUGCAUAUGAGCUUGAGAAAAAUCAAGAAAAUGAAAUCGGAUGA
Messenger RNA from Solanum lycopersicum (tomato), 513 nucleotides. RefSeq lists its product as uncharacterized. Lineage: Eukaryota; Viridiplantae; Streptophyta; Magnoliopsida; Solanales; Solanaceae. The record is from RefSeq and is a predicted model, not a curated record.